CCCCUUUCUUCUUCUGUACUCCUUCACUCCACUUUUCUCCGUCUCUUUCCAUGGAAAACUGCGAUGAAUACAAAAAUUACUGGGAAACCAAAUACUUCCUUGAAAAUGAAGAAUAUAGUUGGGCGAUGGAUGAGUUCUCCGGAUACUACGAUUCAAGUUCGCCGGAAGGAGCUGCCUCCCCUGCUGCCUCUAAGAACAUUGUUUCCGAGAGAAAUCGCCGUAGGAAGCUUAACGAACGGCUCUUCGCUCUCAGAGCAGUUGUCCCCAAUAUCAGCAAGAUGGAUAAGGCUUCCAUAAUCAAAGACGCAAUAGAUUACAUCCAGGAAUUGCAAGAACAGGAGAAGCGAGUUCAGGCUGAUAUAAUGGAGCUGGAAACCGGAAAAUUGAUGAAAAACCUAGCUAAUUACGACAAUUUCGAUCAGGACCUUCCGGUACUGCUUAGAUCGAAGAAGACGAAGUUCGACAACUUUUGCGAUCCCGCAGGAUCAAGAACCGCUCCGAUUGAAGUGCUUGAACUGACAGUCUCGCAAAUGGGAGAGAAGGCGUUGGUGGUGAGCAUAACGUGCAGCAAAAGGACCGACACGAUGGUGAAACUGUGCGAGGUAUUUGAAUAUUUGAAGCUCAAAAUCAUUACGGCCAAUAUCACGGUGGUGUCUGGGAAGCUUUUGAAAACGGUCAUUGUCGAGGCCGAAGGGAAGGAGAAAGAUGAUUUAAAGAUACGAAUAGAAGCGGCCAUUACAGCCCUGAAAGACCCGCUAAGUCCCAUAAGCAUUUAAUGGUGUCAUUUCUCGCGAGCACGGUAUCCUAAUUGCUCCUAUUAAAGAUACGAAUAGAAGCGGCCAUUUCAGCCAUGAACCACCCGCUAAGUCCCAUGAGCAUUUAUUGGUGUCAAUUCUCGCAAGCAUGGCGUCCUAGUUGCUCCUAUCUCUUUUACUUUGCCUCUUUUAGCUUGCCUUUAUGGCGUCUUAAUCUUUUAUCGUGGCGUCUUAAUCUACUAUGUUAGGCUUGGGCCCGUUUUUAGAAUAAUUAGAGUAACGUGCCCGCUUCUAUCCUUGUCUGCAUAUGCUGGCUAGUUUGUCCCUUUCACUUUCAGUGGAAUAAAAUGUCAGGCUUGCGUUGCUAUUUGAAUUUCAAUAAUGUUGUAUUGCUUUAACCCCAGAAUCUUCUGGGGUUAGGUUAAUGAUACUGGUGUCCUAUCCUGGUUCAGGAUCGAGGCUAUUCUUCUUUUUUUAAUCCGGGCUUUUGAAGGAGGGAUAUAUGAAAUAACAUACCUCCUUAUUCAUAGGGGACUGCUAACUUGAGUUGAAAAUUGAAAUCAAGCAAUGCUACUGAACAUUCCAAGCCUUGGAAUGAACCGUGAAACCACCAAUGUAGUUGAGGAUAAGAACCCAGCUGCAGAAACUAGUACUGCAGACUCUCAAGUUUUCGAGGUUGAGAAGCCACCUAACAAGGCUACAGCUCAGGCCGUGAAGAAGAAAGUCAGCUACGAGAAUGUUGCUUGUUGCAGGAAAACUGCUCAACGAUCGGUAAAGGGGCUUUAAUUU
Messenger RNA from Rubroshorea leprosula, 1544 nucleotides. The record is from the annotation of a GenBank genome assembly. Lineage: Eukaryota; Viridiplantae; Streptophyta; Magnoliopsida; Malvales; Dipterocarpaceae.